CCGAUUUCCUGUUUUUAUUUGUUUACAUUCAAUUCUGAAAGACUUACGUUUUUGCCAAAAAUUACAUUGACAGGAAUAUUUUUGUAAAUUGUGCAACAGUAAUGCCUCGAUUGAAGGUGUUAGUUGCUGGAAGUAUUUUGGGUCACUUCAAAGCUUUUUUUGAAGAAAUUGUAAAGGUUAACAAAAAAUGUGGUCCUUUUGAGUGUGUAUUAUGUGUGGGAGAAUUUUUUGGACCAAAAAAAGAUGAAUGGCAGCUCAUAGGAUCUGGUGUUGUUGAAGGAAAGUCUGGUGUUUUGAAGUGUACUUCUGGUCUUCAAGUUGCUUAUUUGAGUGGAAUCUAUGGAAUAGGUGAUAAAUCAGUUUAUUUUGAUGAAAAAGAUGUUGGAGAGUUAAUCAAAACAAUGCAGAAAGAGAGAAAAAUAGAUAUUUUAUUGACAUCUCAAUGGCCCAAAGGCAUAACUAAAUAUGAACCAGGGAAAAACGUGGUUGAAACAGAGAAAAAUUCAUCCCACUUGAUAUCAAAACUAGCUCAAACUGUAAAGCCUAAAUAUCAUUUUUCUUCUUGUCCUGGAUAUUUUUUUGCUCCUACACCUUACAGAAAUGACCCUUGGCCAAAUGACGACCAUAAACCUAUAACUAGAUUUGUUAGUGUAUCUUCUUUUGGUGGUCCUAAAAAGUGGCUCUAUGCAUUCAACAUUACACCUAAAAGCAGACCAGAUCCCGAUUCAUUUGCUCCAGAACCAAGAGAUACUACAGAGUGCCCAUAUCCCCCAUUCAACAAAAAACCUGAUCAUCAUUUUUCAUAUUUCAAACAUGACUCUGGAUAUGCGAAACAUGGUAGAAGCUCAGCCUCUGAAAUGGAAUCAAGACCUAAAAAACAGAAAGAAGAUUGCUGGUUUUGCCUGUCUAGUGGUGAAGUGAAUAAACAUUUAAUCGUGAGUGUUGGUGAACAUUGCUAUUUGGCUCUGGCCAAAGGGCCACUUGUUCCAGAUAAUGUUUUAAUAUUGCCUAUCAAACAUGUAAAGUCAUCUGUCGAGUUAUCCCAUGUAGAGAUGGAGGAAGUAAACAAGUACAAAAAUUGCUUAGUGAAGUUUUUUGAUAAAAGAGAUAAAGAUGUUGUAUUUUAUGAAAGAAAUUAUUGUAGUAGACAUUUACAGCUUCAGGUAGUUCCUAUACCAAAAUUUGACACAGAUAAAAUAAAAAGAGUUCUUACACAUCAAGCAUUGGAACAAUAUGAAUUUGAAUUAACUGAACUCUCUGAGUUUACUCAGCUGAAAGAAGUUGUUGGUAAAGAAAAACAGUUCUUCUAUUUUGAGAUAGUAAAGAAUAAGAAAGUUGAAAGUAAAUUGAUACAUAUUAUCCCUAAGUCAAGCAAGUUUCCAUUAUACUUUGGAAGAGAUGUGUUAGCAAGUCCGGAAAUUCUAAAUGUGCCUGGCCGUGUGGAUUGGAAGCAACAUGCUGAAAGUAAAGAAAGUGAAGCUGCAAUGACACAGCAGUUUAUUAAAGCAUUCAAACCUUUUGAUUUUACAAUGUAAUGUAAAAAUACUUUGAGUGUAAAUACUUUUAUUGCAUAUACAACCAAUGCAGAAAAUGUACAUUGACAUGCUUUUAGAAUGCAGAACCAUAGGAAAAUAUUUCAGAGGUUGAUUGUUUCUUGUUUAUUUCAAAAAAUUCAAAGUUUUAGCAUCACCUGUGUUCUUAUCAUUUUGUUUUUAAUGGUGUAUCUAAACUAUUUUCUUAAAAAUGUAUUUUCAUGUAAGUUGUAUUCACUAUAAAGUUUCAAAACAUGUUUCAUUAAUUCAUAAAAAAUCACUGGUAGUUCAUAUUAAAAGUUGAACCCAUUAUCCUACCACAUUAAGGAAGAUUAAAAAUGACUACAUCAUAGUCAUUUAAUUCUUGAAUGAUUAAAAGAUUUAAAAAAAUGAUAAUAAUAAAUAAAAUACAUUUUUAACUAUAGAAUAUACUGAUUAAAAACAAUAUUGAAUGGCAAAUAACUGCUCUAGUGUAUAAUGUCAUGCUCUUGAUUUCAGUCUCUUAUUUUUUUAAAAAAUGCAUGUAUAUUUAUUAUAUUUGUAAUCCUCAUUUUCACUCUAAAUUUUACUGAUUAGUGUGUCUGAUAAAUUAAAAUAAAAAAAAGUAGAACAAAAUUACUGCAUGAUAUCUAGGUUCUCUUGUUUAAUAUUGAUGAUGUAUCUGAAGUGUGUGACAGAAGAGUUGAGAUUUAAGUGAGUAAAUGAUAUGAAGUCACAAUUAAUUUCCAUGAUAAUGGCUUUAAAUAUUUUACUUUUAAUUUGGUAUUUAAAAAGUUCAGAAUGUUACCAAUGUAUUAAAUAUGUGAUUCACAUUAUUUUUACUUUCAUCAUGACUAUCAUAUUUUUGUAUGAAUAAAAGCAUUGUAAAUACUGUUUAGUUACUUAGUAAAAUACUGAUGUCAUUAUACUUAAAAUUGAAACAUAAAAUAUUGAAACUAUAAACACUUUGAUCUUACUACAAAAUCCAAUACUUAGUAUAUGACCAACAUAACAAAACAUGGGCUAUCAUUGGCUUGCAUUGCUAAAAACACCCUUUAUAAAGUUUUUUUUUUCUUAAACGAAAUCAUAACAAAUUGCAAUGCUAUUCAUUGACAGGUUUAAAGUAAAAUCUGAACACUUAUUCCAGAAUUGUAUUGACCCCUUUGCCUGUAACGCCAGCAUCGUAAAUCAAGUAUACUGCUCACCCACACAGCUUUUAGCUUAGGCCACAUUUUUUUAAAAAAUGUUUUCAAUUUGUAUGUUUAUUAUUACGUUUACUGCUAAUGUGCUCACAAUUUAAAAUUGAUGAAUUUUUUGCUAAUAAACAAUAUUUACCCUACAAAAAUAUUU
Molecule: messenger RNA, 2861 nt
Organism: Uloborus diversus
Lineage: Eukaryota; Metazoa; Arthropoda; Arachnida; Araneae; Uloboridae
Product: CWF19-like protein 1
Biological process (GO): mRNA splicing, via spliceosome
Cellular component (GO): post-mRNA release spliceosomal complex
Molecular function (GO): RNA lariat debranching enzyme activator activity
Source: RefSeq, a predicted model, not a curated record